AUGGCGGGCACUGUCUCCUUCCGCGGAAGAGACUGGAUUCACUUCGGCCUGCGCAUCCUCUUCUGCGCAUCUGCAAUCGCUCUUCUGGCCGUCACAGCACGCCUAGCAACAGGAUGGGGAGGAGACAAUGAGGAACCCCCGAUUUUGCUUCCCAUCGUUCUAGCCACAGCUUCCCUUACGAUCGUCACAGACGUCCUCGCUCUAUUCUUUCUUUUCCGGUAUAUCGGCUUCAUCACGGCGACGGCCAUCCUCGACAUCCUCGUCAUCAUCCUCUGCGCUGUUGGGGCUGUCUCCCUUACAGAGGGUGACUUUGCUUUCUACUGGGGGCUUUACUAUCAUGAUUACCUGUCAAUGUCGGGGCAGGCGGAGAUUAUCGUCUUUGCGUUGAAUAUUCUUGUCGCGGGCCGGUUGGUGAAUGAGGAUGCUAAGGAAGUGCCAGUUCAGGCGCAGGUCUGCUACCAAUAG
Messenger RNA from Aspergillus pseudoviridinutans, 465 nucleotides. RefSeq lists its product as uncharacterized. The coding region runs from base 1 to 465 and encodes 154 amino acids. The transcript is spliced from 3 exons. The record is from RefSeq and is a predicted model, not a curated record. Lineage: Eukaryota; Fungi; Ascomycota; Eurotiomycetes; Eurotiales; Aspergillaceae.